CCCAACUCAUGAAUGAACAAUCGACGACGAAUCUAUCAAAUAACCUCCCUCUUCGAACGUAUAACUGCUCCUGAUCCCCCUUCCUCCCUGCUCGUCUACCACCCUGCUCCCCAUGCGCCAUCCGCCUCAUGUUUUAAGCUCCUCCAGAUAAAAAAAGGGAUAUGCCGUGGACUGUAACAAAUUCAUUCAAGCGAGGUCUCAUGAUGAAAACGUACGGCCGAUCCCCCUGGCGCGUCUACGAUGACGACCAGCGCCCAGCUGCCAAAAAACGACGCGUUCUGUCCGAUCCCGAGUCCGACGACGCGGAAAAUAGCCUGCAAUAUGCCAUCCGCGAGUCGUCCCUAGCCGUACGAUCCAGUCCGUCGCGUCGCAACUCCGUCCUUCUCUCAGAGGGAACACAGGAUGAUGAUCUCUCGACGCCUCCCUCCUCCCCGCCACCGCGGCUGAGCCCCCCGCCGCAAAACACUCGCAAACCCACCUUUUCCUUUCUCAAACGCAAACACGCCACGACCACCUCCUCCUCCUCCACCAAUGGCUCGCCGCUCUCCGAGGUGAAUUCCAACAGCGUCCGCGCCUCCCUCGACCCGCCCACGAAAAAAGUGGGGACGCAACCGACCUUGAAGCAGAUGCAGCUGGAUUUGGGCCACGAAGUCCGCAAGACCUGUGCCACCUGUGGCAUGGAAUACGUCCCCUCAAAUGCCGAGGAUGCCGCCCUGCACAAGAAAUUUCACGACAUGAACUUGACCGGCGUGGAUCUGGGCAAGGCCUUUAUGAAGGCAAAUGCGUCCCGCUGGGUGUACGAAGCGACGCGAUUCGACGAGGGAUACGUGGUGAUUGUGGAUCGCAAGGCGUCUCCGACCGCCAAGAACCAGGCGAAGAAGGUCCUGGAGGUCAUCAGCAAGGAGCUUUCCUCCCCUGUCAUCGAAGACGAGGUGCUCUGGAGUCAGACGGAGACCCCCCAGCAUCUGCUCCAGGCCGGAUCCACAGAAAAGGUGGAUCGAUACAAGGUGUUUCUACAUAUGAAGGAUAGUCGGUGUGUGGGCGCGUGUCUGACCGAGCGCAUCUGGGAAUCCCAACCGGUGGACCGGGCAUCGGUGCAGGAGGAGGGCGCUGAUUCCGCCGUCACCGUCCGGGACGCGACCCACGCGGCGAUUGUAGGAAUUUCCCGCAUCUGGACCUCGGGCUCGUCGCGACGGAAGGGCAUCGCCAUGGAUCUGCUGGACUGUGUCGUGAGCAACUUCAUCUACGGCAUGGAAAUCCCCAAGGAACAGGUGGCCUUCAGUCAACCCACCCACAGCGGGAAAAACCUCGCCCAGGCAUUCUUUGGCGCAGAGAACGAAUGGCAUGUCUAUCAAGAAACUUAAUGAGCCAGCCGCCCUCCCUCUUCAUUUUUUUUUCCCCUUUUUCGUCUUGAAACCACUCGAUAAACCGGCGAGCUGAUACCCUUAUUUUUGUUUCUCGGGCAUUGGACCGUAAAGGGAGGAAUCCUGUGAGGAGCAUUUUACCUGGUUCUCUUUUUUUUUUUUGAGCUCUCUAUAUUAUUUAUUCGGUGUUUCUUGGAUGGGAGGAUUCUGGGGAUUGAUUUGAUUAUUUACGUUGGGAUCGUGUUUUGGGUUCUUUUGAUUCUCUCUGUACCAUAUAUAUCCCUACACUUCCAUCGUCAUUAGCAGUAUUAUUAUAUCGGAAAUCCAGGCAGAUUGCAGCAACAG
This is a messenger RNA of Aspergillus ochraceoroseus IBT 24754, 1709 nucleotides long. RefSeq names its product ESCO family N-acetyltransferase. Gene Ontology annotation, molecular function: protein-lysine-acetyltransferase activity. Gene Ontology annotation, biological process: mitotic sister chromatid cohesion. Bases 162 to 1364 code for a protein of 400 amino acids. NCBI's taxonomy places the organism in Eukaryota, Fungi, Ascomycota, Eurotiomycetes, Eurotiales, Aspergillaceae. The transcript is spliced from 2 exons. Gene Ontology annotation, cellular component: nucleus; chromatin. The record is from RefSeq and is a predicted model, not a curated record.